AUGGAGCACACUGAUCAAUUGAACACAAUGAUCAAUAUCAUCGAAGAUUCACAUGAGGCCUUGCAAAGGAAGCUAGAUGAUAUUAACAAUGUAAAUAAUACAAAAGAUGUAUCAAUAUCAUCAUCGUCAUUUGGUCAGACUAUUUCCAGCUCGGUAAAAACCGCCAGUUAUUCAAUGCCCAUUUCGAAAGGACAACAUAUUAAAGAAUCAAAUUCACACAAGUCUUUAUCCAUAAUUCAUCAAAAUUUAUCGACUGAUUCUAAUAUAUCCGUUGAGAGUAGCGCUCCUCCCAGUGGCGCAACAGAAAUUGCAAACUUUAUCGGAGAUGAUUGGCUAAAAGAUUUAAGUGUAGAUUCGAGUAAUCCUAAAGAAAAUGUUUCUAAUAUUGAAAAACACGUUAUCGAAUCUUCUGAUGACAUAAUCGAAAAUGAGCAAGAAUCUCGAACUCAAAUUGCAAAUUCAUCAUUAAAAAAGAACAUUGACAAUACUAACGAAACUUUCUCGACAGAAAUGAUUGAUUCAAUUGAUAGUGGACAUAAAAAUACAAAUUCAGAUUAUAUAUCAAAGUUACAAAUUUUUCAAACACCUUAUAACGCAACUACCCUUGGAACAUUGUUUAAAAAAUGUGCUCGUAUACAAUCUGCUGAAUAUAUCAAGCAUGAGGAUUUAGACGGAAAAAAGGCUGUUGAUGAUUUCAUGGUACUGUACGAUAAUGAUUAUCCGGUGACAAUUAAUAAAAAAGUUAUAGAGGAUUGUGCAAAUCGACGUCGGAAAAAGCAAGUCGUCCUUCCAUCAAAAUCAGAUAUCAAAAAAUUAUAUAACUAUGCACAAAAAUUAUGUGAAGAAGCCAUGGAAAUUCUUCAGAAAAAAUUUGAUCUUAAGGCAUGGAAACAAUUAACGCAAGGUACUCUGAUUCUCGUUCAAAUGUUUAAUCGACGAAGAGCCGGUGAAAUUGAGAGACUCCCCAUUGAAAAUUAUCAAAAUCAAGAGACGAUUGACAAUGUCCUUAACGCUGAUAUAUUUAAAAAUAUAUCAGAAGAAUCUCAACAACAAGCCAAGCAAUUUAGAAUAGAUGAAAAUCAAGUUUCUGAUUUAGCCAAUUUUAUGGGGCAUCAUGAACAAAUUCAUAAAGAUGUAUAUCGAAUUCCUAAUGGAUUGAUUGAUAUGACUGAAGUAUCUCGUUUGCUGCAAGCUGCAAUAGACAAUAAAGACAAUAAUAAUGACAGCAAUGAAGAAAAUUCCAACAACGAAAAUUCCAACAACGAAAAUUCCAACAACAAAAAUGCAACAGAGGAUACAUCGAGCAAUGACGAUGAUAAUUAUGAGGAUAAUAAUAUAAAAAUUAUUAAUGAUAAACCUCAAACAUCGCGUAAGAAAAGACGUAUUCACACAUUAAAUUAUAAUGACAGUGACGAUGAAAUUUUAAAUAACAGUACUUAUUGCUCGAGAUCUGUAUUGCAAAAACCAGUAAAGCGUAUUAAAUGGACUGAAAUGGAGAAAGAAAUAGUUCAGAAAAAAUUUGGUGACAUUUAUAAGCUGCCAAAAUUACCAUCACUGAAUGAAUGUAGAAUUUUAAUUGGUCAAAAUAGAUGCUUGAGAAAAAGAACUCCUGAGCAAUUAAAAUCUUGGAUUGAUAAUCAGCGCAAGGGCAACUUUAGAAAAUAG
Trachymyrmex cornetzi is the source of this 1665-nucleotide messenger RNA. RefSeq names its product probable serine/threonine-protein kinase DDB_G0283337. Lineage: Eukaryota; Metazoa; Arthropoda; Insecta; Hymenoptera; Formicidae. The transcript has 5 exons. The record is from RefSeq and is a predicted model, not a curated record. The coding region runs from base 1 to 1665 and encodes 554 amino acids.